AUGGCUUCGCCAUUGCUCCUAUGUUUCUACCUGUCCGGCAACGAGGAUGCUGGCCUCAUCGACCAGCUUGUCACCCAGUGCCUGCAAGGUAGCUUCCCAGCCUCCUAUGACAGGGUCCAAAGCAAAAGUGAUGAUGAAGAAAGUCUUUGCAAGUCAGCCAAUGGGGCAGGGAAAGGAGCCGCUGAAGAUGGCAAAGACCAUAAGCGUCCCAAACGUCCCAGAACCAUCUUGACAACCCAACAGAGGAGAGCAUUCAAGGCCUCAUUUGAAGUAUCCUCCAAGCCGUGCAGGAAGGUGAGGGAGACCCUGGCUGCAGAGACAGGGCUGAGUGUCCGUGUCGUCCAAGUGUGGUUCCAGAACCAGAGAGCUAAGAUGAAGAAGCUAGCCCGGAGGCAGCAGCAACAACAGGACCAGCAGAACACCCAGAGGCUGAGCUCCGCUCAGACAAAUGGCGGUGGGAAUGCUCCCAUGGAAGGGAUCAUGAACCCCUACACGGCUCUGCCCACCCCACAGCAGCUCCUGGCCAUCGAGCAGAGUGUCUACAGCUCAGACCCCUUCCGACAGGGCCUCACCCCACCCCAGAUGCCGGGAGACCACAUGCACCCGUAUGGUGCCGAGCCCCUCUUCCACGACCUGGAUAGUGACGACACCUCCCUCAGUAACCUGGGUGACUGUUUCCUAGCAACCUCAGAAGCCGGGCCCCUGCAGUCCCGGGUGGGAAACCCCAUCGACCACCUGUACUCCAUGCAGAAUUCUUACUUUACCUCUUGAGUCUUCCCCUCGAGUUCUGUGGCUGGGCUCCCACCGGAACAACCGUAUGACGUGAGGGGUCGGCCGACGUUAGGAUGGGGAGGCCAGGGGAGAGGUGGGUUGGGGAGGGAGUUUU
Messenger RNA from Leptonychotes weddellii (Weddell seal), 886 nucleotides. The record is from RefSeq and is a predicted model, not a curated record. Lineage: Eukaryota; Metazoa; Chordata; Mammalia; Carnivora; Phocidae.